AUGGAUGUGUCAUCCUAUAUAACCAUAGGAGGGUGGUUCAUCCAAGUGAUCUUUGACAAGUACCUCUCCUCGAAGCUCCAAACAUGGGCAACCAACUCCGGCAUAGGCGAUGACCUGGACAAACUCCGAAUUGCCAUGCUAAGGAUCCAAUCAGUGGUCAGCAAUGCAGAGGGGAACCCAGCCGGCGGCAUGUUUGGAUGGAUGAAGGAAUUUAGAGAUGUCAGUUACGAUGCCGAAGACCUGCUUGAUGAGUUAGAGUACCGGCGUCUUCAACAAGAACUGGAGGCUGGGAGCAGCAGCCCGGUACGAGAAUUCCUGUCAAACUUGGGGGUUGUGAGAGGCAUCACCACACAGGCUAGUGGCUCUCUGUCCUCCAGGCUUUCCAACUUCACUGGUGGGGAUGAUGCCGCAAACCAGGUAACAGACGCCUCCUUAUCCUCUAGAAUGAACAGUCCAAGGGCCCCAGCAAGCCCUGAAGUUACCUGGGAUAGGGCCACCAAGUCUAGGAUAAGAAAUAUAGUUGAAAGACUGAAUCAGGUUGCUUCUUGUGUAAGUGAAGCUCUCCAGCUCUCAAAGUUGGUGCAUGGCGGCCUUAACAAUACUCAAAGCAUCAAUAAAGGUACAACAAGCUCGCUAAUCAGAACCAAAGUAUUUGGCCGGGGUGCGGAGUUAGAGAAGAUAAGACUCCUAUUAAAAUCUGAAGAUGAAAGAGUCUCUGUGCUCCCCAUAGUUGGCCUGGGUGGAAUUGGGAAGACUACUCUUGCUCAACUUGUAUAUAAUGAUCCAGACAUAGUAGACCAUUUUGAGUUAAGGAUGUGGGUUCAUGUUUCUGAUAACUUUGAUGAGACUAAGCUUACAAGAGAGAUGUUAGAAUAUGUUUCUGGUGACAAGCGUGAAUACAAGGGUAUUACAAAUUUCAACAGUCUUCAAGUGACAGUCAUGGAGAAGCUAAUGUUGAAGAGGUUCCUACUCGUUUUAGAUGAUGUGUGGAAAGAUGAGAGGAGCAGUAGGUUGGUGGAGGAGGAGAGGUGGGAGAGAUUUUUGUCUCCUUUGAAGGCUGGGAAGAAGGGUAGCAAGAUCUUGAUGACAACAAGGUUGGCAACAGUGGCAGAGAUGGUGGGUACAAUGGACUCGAUAAAUUUGGCUGGUUUGAGAGAUCAUGAUUGCUGGUCCUUGAUCAAGGAAUGCACAUUUGAUGGUGUGCAUCCUGACAAGCACCCAAAAUUGCAGAAUAUCGGAAGAAAAAUAGCUAACAAGCUGAAAGGCUUACCUGUAGCAGCAAAGGCAGUUGCAGGGCUGUUAAAGAAUAAGCUGGAUGCUGAUGAAUGGAUCAAAGUGUUGGAAAGCAAUGACAUAUGGAAUGAUAUCAUGCCAGUUCUGGACUUCAGUUAUCAACACCUACCUGCUCACUUGCAGCGGUGCUUUGCAUAUUGUAGCAUAUUUCCCAAAUAUUGGAAGUUCAAAACUGAUGACUUGGUUCACCUCUGGAUGGCACAAGGUUACAUCCAACCACAAAACAAGAAACUCAUGGAGGAUAUAGGAAGAGAGUACCUGAAUGAUUUAUUGUGCAGGUCAUUCUUUGACACACAUAAGAAUGGUCCGAUCACAUACUACGUUAUGCAUGGUCUGUUGCAUGAUUUAGCAGAAACUGUUUCCCUGGAUGAAUGCCUUAGAAUUGAAGAUGAACCCACAAAUGCACCACUUAGCAUCCGCCAUGUAUCUGUUCGGAUUGAGAAACUAGCCAAUCUAAAAGGGGUAUGCCAACUUAGAAACCUGCGCACUCUAAUAUUGUUUGGCAGAAACCCGUCUGUUAUUCAUCCUCCUGUACUCAAAGAAGUGUUUAAAGACUUCCACUGCAUCCGCACACUGGAUUUGUCUUUUUGUAAGAUGGAGAAACUUCCAGAGGCUGUUGGUCAUCUUAUACAUCUGCGAUACCUGAAUCUGUCAUCCACUUCUAUAAGAGUAUUGCCUGAGUCAUUAUGCAGGCUAUACAAUCUACAAGUGCUGAAUCUACAGGGCUGUAGGCUUCAAGUUUUACCAUCGGGCAUGAACAAAUUGAUCAAUUUGCGCCAUCUUACAGCAGCCCAUCAAAUAGUAACCACCAUAGCUGGUAUUGGGAGACUAACCUGCCUUCAACAACUACAAGUAUUCAGGGUCAGGAGGGAAGUGGGAUAUGAAAUAGGACAGCUGAAGGACUUGAAUGAGCUUCGGGGACUGCUUCAAAUUAGGAACCUUGAGAAUGUGGAGACUGAAAAUGAGGCAAGUGAGGCCAUGUUGGAUGUCAAAGAGCACCUCAGUAUGUUGCAGUUAGUAUGGGAUUCUUCUCAAAGGAAUGGAGGGGCUGAAAUGGAGGUGCAAGUAAUUGAAAGCCUCCGACCACAUCCAAAUCUGAAGAGGCUGGAGAUAAGGGGUUGCAGAGUUGCCAAAUCCCCUAGUUGGUUGGAGACUGAAUUGCUCAACAAUCUUGAAUUCAUUUAUCUGAGUGGUUGCAGGUUCUGGGAAUGCCUCCCCCCUUUUGGGAAGAUGCCCUCACUCAAGGUUCUCUGGUUACAGGGAAUGCACGCGGUGAAGCGAGUUGGUUUUGAGCUUGAGGGCAAUGGUGAUAAGGUGUUUCCAUGCCUGGAGGAGCUGGUGCUUGAUGACUUGCCAGAGUUGGAAGUGUUGUCCGGAGAUGAGCAAUUGUUUUUUAGCCUCCACAGUGUCAUGGUUAAGGAUUGCAUCAAGUUGAAGAGCUUGCCUCCCUUUCUCCCUAACAUAACACAACUCACCAUAGCAAAUCAGGGAUUCUGGAUACCAUAUUAUAAUGAUGCUAGGAUGGCACAAAUCUCGUCAGCAGUUUCAUCACUAUGUAUCUAUAACUGCCCCAUGCUCACUGCUGGAUUCUCUGCGCUCUUGAAGGAGGAGAUGGUUCCAAGUUUUUCAUCAGUCCGAAGCAUCAACAUGCUGAGGAGUUUUUCUUCACUCCGAAGCCUCAACAUCAGUGACAUCUCCCUACUAACAGUGCCACCUGUCAGGAAAAGCCUUUGCUCCUUGGAGAAUUUAGAUAUCCAGGAUUGCCAUGAGACUACAUUCUCUACUGAACAGCAGGAGGUGUUUCAGGGGCUCACCUCCCUUCAGAGCCUUUGCAUCAGUAAUUGUGCCAAUCUCCAGUUCCUGCCAGAGGACUUGAACAGUCUUUCCUCCCUACAGAAGUUGUUCCUGUGGAACUGCCCUAGUAUCCAGUCAAUGCCAGAGAAGGGUCUGCCAAUUUCACUCAAAGUACUGGAAAUUGAAUCCUGUCAUCCACCGCUUAAGGAGCGAUGCAAGAAGGAGCAGGGCAUAGAUUGGCAAAGGAUCGCUCACAUCUCUCACAUUGAGAUUGACGGUGAGGUCCUAUAG
Elaeis guineensis (African oil palm) is the source of this 3378-nucleotide messenger RNA. Its product is annotated as putative disease resistance protein RGA3. Gene Ontology annotation, molecular function: ADP binding. Lineage: Eukaryota; Viridiplantae; Streptophyta; Magnoliopsida; Arecales; Arecaceae. The record is from RefSeq and is a predicted model, not a curated record.